Molecule: messenger RNA, 1170 nt
Organism: Nasonia vitripennis (jewel wasp)
Lineage: Eukaryota; Metazoa; Arthropoda; Insecta; Hymenoptera; Pteromalidae
Gene: sotv
Product: exostosin-2
Exons: 7
Coding region: 1-1074 (357 amino acids)
Cellular component (GO): membrane
Molecular function (GO): glycosyltransferase activity
Source: RefSeq, a predicted model, not a curated record
AUGAGAGCUGCCAUAUUUAUACAAGAAAUUGAUUUUGUUCAAACGAUUUAUAUUUUAAGAAAUCAUUCCUCAAAACGAAUAGGCGAACUUCGAAAUCAUGGACAAUGGCUUUUUAAAAAAUACUUCGUAUCUAUAGAAGUAAUUGUGGAAACUACGCUUGAUAUAAUAGCCGAUAGAAUAUUCCCGUAUUCUGCGAAAAGUUAUUAUACAUGGAAUGAGCCAACAUAUUCAGAAAUACACUCACCAGUUUUAUUUCCAUUAACUAUAUCAAAAAAUGAUGGGUUUACAGCUGUUGUUUUAGCAUAUGAUAGGAUGGAUUUAUUAUUACUUCUGAUUCAGAAACUAUCAAAAGCACCAAGUCUAACUAAAAUUUUAAUUGUUUGGAAUAAUGAAUAUAAACGACCGUUAAAAUUAUCAAAGAUACCUAAAUCGUACAAAGAAAUCAAAAUUUUAGAAACUGAAAAAAAUGUAUUAUCAAAUCGAUUCUAUCCAUUUAAUGAGAUCGAAACAGAAGCAGUUUUAUCUAUUGAUGACGAUAUAAUAAUGUUAACAGAAGAUGAAAUAGAAUUCGCAUUCGAGGUUUGGAGAGAAUUUCCAGAUCGAUUAGUGGGUUUCCCAUCUAGAACACAUGCUUGGGAGAAUAAGACAAACUUUUGGAAGUACGAGAGUGAAUGGACAAAUCAUUUAUCGAUGGUUCUUACUGGGGCUGCAUUCUAUCAUAAAUAUUGGAAUUACGUUUAUACAACUAAGCUACCAAACGAUAUGAAGGAGUGGGUUGAUUUUCAUAUGAAUUGUGAAGAUAUAGCUAUGAACUUCCUUAUAAGUAAUAUAACUAAAAAAUCUCCUAUAAAAGUAACAGCUAAGAAAAAGUUUCGCUGCCCUGAAUGCGUGAACACUGAAAUGUUAUCAGCUGAUUUAACUCAUAUGGUUGAAAGAACACAGUGCAUUAAUGAAUUCACAAGAUUAUUCGGCCAAAUGCCUUUGAAGUUGGUGGAAUUUCGCGCAGACCCUGUAUUAUUUAAAGAUAACUUUCCAAAUAAAUUAAAACGCUUUAACAACGUUGGAAGUUUGUAAUUACGUGUUACUAGUGUAUCAUUUUAUAUAAUGUACAAGUUCAAAUACAAAAUAAAUGUAUAAUUUUGUAAAAAAAUAAAAUUCCAUCUUCUAUAA